Messenger RNA from Lasiosphaeria miniovina, 852 nucleotides. RefSeq lists its product as uncharacterized. Lineage: Eukaryota; Fungi; Ascomycota; Sordariomycetes; Sordariales; Lasiosphaeriaceae. The record is from RefSeq and is a predicted model, not a curated record. The transcript has a single exon. Bases 80 to 781 code for a protein of 233 amino acids.
GGCGCACAGGCUCCUUUCGCAUGCACGACACCAACACCGGCCAGCGACAGCCCAAGCAGGACUCGGCCAGCGCGAGGACAUGGGACGACGGCUCCCAAUCCAGCAGAGUGCGGGGCUGGUGACAGGACAGGCAGGCCGUCCGUUUGCUGUCUGUCAGGGUCCGAGUCCUGUCACCCCUUCCUCCCCCGCUGAAUGCAACCGCUGCCCGCCCGCCCGCGUAGGACCGGGAGCCGUGGGAGUGGGAGGAGAGGGUCCCAGCACUUCCGUGCCCAAAUGCUGGCGGCGAAUAGUCUGGCAACCCACGGACCGCCGUGCAUCAAAACAAAAUGGCAGCCCGCCGCCACCAACAAGAAGAAUUCGCCCAUUUGGCAGACUUGCGAUUGCUUCCUUCCCAUGGACGUGGCCAGAUCCGUCGAGCCGUGCAGGAUCCGUGUCGGCCCCGUGCUCUGCGCCCUGCCUCUGCGGUGGCAUCCGGGCGGUAUUGCGCGCCCCCCUUUCAGGACUCGGAGGCAAUAGACGGACUCUCGUCAUGUACGCUUCGGCGCGCAGCAGUGCCAUGCGCACAGCAGAUGCCAUGCGUGCAGCAUGCAGCACAUCUAGUCGCCGCGCCGAAGACCCGGAUCGGCAGGCACAAUGCCCUUUUUGCUCUUGGGUUUGUGCUUGUGUUUUGCUUGCUGGCGGGUCAGGUCAGGCUCGGAUUGUCUCGAGAUAUUUCAGCAGUUGCAGAGACGGGGUAGUGCUCUUCGGGUCCAUAAACACCACCGUGCAAAAUCUUACGUAGGUGGAAAUGUUUAAUUGUAAUUAGCGUACUGUACCUGCGUCGGCGUAACCUCAAUACAUUAUAAUACCAGA